Molecule: messenger RNA, 4870 nt
Organism: Salvelinus fontinalis (brook trout)
Lineage: Eukaryota; Metazoa; Chordata; Actinopteri; Salmoniformes; Salmonidae
Product: transcription activator BRG1-like
Exons: 6
Coding region: 797-2734 (645 amino acids)
Biological process (GO): DNA transposition; regulation of DNA-templated transcription; DNA integration
Cellular component (GO): nucleus
Molecular function (GO): DNA binding; ATP binding
Source: RefSeq, a predicted model, not a curated record
CGAUGUUAUCCUUUUUCAGAUGAAUGAUACGUAAUUUCACUUUCUAGUACAUUUUGGUUAUCGUUGGGUUGGAAGGAACGGUUGUCAUGACCGACAUUACUCGUCUGUCUCUCUGCAGACAGUGGCGGCAGACUGAAAUUAAUACGUUUUUGGUACAUGUAUCUAGUUAACUAGAGCCGGGGUACGGGAUGCAGGUUGGAUCAAUCAACUGAAAGAUUUUUUUUUUUUUACUCUUGCCGCAUCUCUAAAGUCAGCAAAACAAUGUCAUUUGCACCCUACAUUUUGUUAAGACAACAUGGUCGGCUAGCAGAGACCAUACCAUUAGCUAACGUUGGCCAACUGUCUGGCAGUGUUCCAGUAGAUUCGCAUUUAUUAUGUAGAAAACAAUGUUUGGAAUGUAGCCCAUCACAUGGGUGAAUGGUUUCUGACCUCAAACAAAUAUAGCGUGCUACUAUGUUGUAAACGGGGGUUGUUUUGCUGCUAGCUAGCUUUCUAGUCAAGCUAUACACCACAUUAGGUGCCUCACGCGCUGCAAUACUGUAGAUCUCUGCACUUUUGAAAGUGUUAACGGCCUCGGUGACCAAUAAGGAGUUACCAUUAUCUUUGGUAAGGGUAAUGUUUGAGGUGAUCAAACUGGAAGUGUGUGUCGCAGCUGGAUGCGGAGGGCUGGAGCGAGCGAGGAAUGGCGUCCUAGAUUUACCAGGAGACAUAUACUUGGAUUACGGAGGACGAAUGGAAGGGAAAAUAGAGGAAGAGUGGAUCUUGGUGCUGUCAUAUUCUCGGACUCACCUGAGAAAUGUCCACCCCGGACCCCCCCAUGGGAGGGACGCCUCGGCCGUGCCCCUCUCCAGGACCGGGGCCUUCUCCAGGAGCCAUGAUAGGACCCAGCCCAGGUCCCCCAGCCUCUGGGCACUCCCACCCAAAACAGGGGCCCUCAGUAUAUCCUCAGGAGAAUAUGCAUCAGAAGCACAAACCUAUGGAAGGCAUGCAUGAGAAGGGCAUGUCUGAUGACCCUCACUAUGGACCGAUGAAGAGCAUGGGCAUGAGACCAGGUGGAGGCCAUAUUGGGAUGGGACCCCCUCCUAGCCCCAUGGACCAACAUUCCCAAGGCUACCCCUCUCCAUUGGGGGGUUCUGAGCACUCUCCCAGCCCUGUGCCAGCCAACGGCCCUCCACCCUGCCCCAUGAUGCCCUCUGGCCCAGGUGUCCCCAUGGAGGGCGGUGAUCCCCAGGCCAUGUGCCAGCAGAACCUCGGUGAUGUCCUGAGUGGUGGUUCUGUUCCAGGUGGGGUUGGGCCAGGCAGUGUUGGGCCAAGUGGACCCACCCCCUUCAACCAAAACCAGCUACACCAGCUCAGGGCCCAGAUCAUGGCCUACAAGAUGCUGGAUGGCAGCCAGCCCCUGCCAGACCACCUGCAGAUGGCUGUGCAGGGCAAGAGGCCCAUGCCAGAGAUGCAGCAGCAGCCAGGGAUGUCCAACAUGCCCCCUUCCUCAGGGCCUGAGGCGGGGCCUGGACAGCCACCAGCAAACUACAACAGACCUCAUGGAAUGGUAGGCCCGAACAUGCCUCCUCCAGGACCCUCAGGUGUUCCCCCUGGUAUUCAGGGACAGCCCACCAAUGGACUCCCUAAACAAUGGUCCGAAGGGCCCAUGGUGAAUGCUGCUGCUCCAUCCAGUGCCCCCCAGAAGCUGAUUCCCCCUCAGCCCACUGGCAGACCCUCCCCUGCUCCCCCCUCCGUGCCCCCUGCUGCCUCCCCGGUCAUGUCCCCCCAGACCCAGUCCCCUGGGCAGCCCCCCCAGCCCCCACCCAUGGUGCUACACCAGAAACAGAACCGCAUCACGCCCAUCCAGAAGCCCCGUGGUCUGGACCCAGUGGAGAUCCUCCAGGAGAGAGAGUACAGGCUACAGGCUCGAGUGCUGAGGCGCGUAGCGAGUAAAAAUCGUCUGUCCUCCGUUGCAACACUCACUACCGAGUUUCAAACUGCCUCUGGAAGCAACGUCAGCACAAGAACUGUUCGUCGGGAGCUUCAUGAAAUGGGUUUCCAUGGCCGAGCAGACUCACACAAGCCUAAAAUCACCAUGCGCAAUGCUAAGCGUCGGCUGGAGUGGUGUAAAGCUCGCCGCCAUUGGACUCUGGAGCAGUGGAAACGUGUUCUCUGGAGUGAUGAAUCGCGCUUCACCAUCUGGCAGUCCGACGGACGAAUCUGGCUUUGGCGGAUGCCAGGAGAAAGCUAUCUGACCGAAUGCAUAGUGCCAACUGUAAAGUUUGGUGGAGGAGGAAUAAUGGUCUGGGGAUGUUUUUCAUGGUUCGGGUUAGGCCCCUUAGUUCCAGUGAAGGGAAAUCUUAACGCUACGGCGUACAAUGACAUUCUAGACGAUUCUGUGCUUCCAACUUUGUGGCAACAGUUUGGGGAAGGCCCUUUCCUGUUUCAGCAUGACAAUGGCGCAAUGCACAAAGUGAGGUCCAUACAAAAAUGGUUUACUGAGACCGGUGUGGAAGAACUUGACUGGCCUGCACAGAGCCCUGACCUCAACCCCAUCGAACACCUUUGGGAUGAAUUGGAACGCAGACUGCGAGCCAGGCCUAAUCGCCCAACAUCAGUGCCCGAUCUCACUAAUGCUCUUAUGGCUGAAUGGAAGCAGGUCCCCGCAGCAAUGUUCCAACAUCUAGUGGAAAGCCUUCCCAGAAGAGUAGAGGCUGUUAUAGCAGCAAAGGGGGGACCAACUCCCUAUUAAUAGCCAUGAUUUUUGGAAUUAUAUGUUCAAAGAGGAGUGUCCCCAUACAGGUGUCUACAUACUUUUGGUCAAGUAGUGUACACAUUUUUUUGGCAGGGGGGCUUAGAUCAACUCAAAUGUUGCAAAUUGAUUGUGGCUUCUAUCAGUGUAAAUAUCUGCAUCAUUUCCAAUCCCACAUAUAUUUUUUGGCUGUCUAUAUACAGUACCAGUCAAAGGUUUAGACACACUUACUCAUUCCAGAGUUUCUUUAUUUUUACUCUUUUCUACAUUGUAGUAUAAUAGUAUAGACUUCAAAACUUCGAAAUAACACAUAUGGAAUCAUCAAAAAAGUGUUAAACAAAUCAAAAUAUAUUUUAUAUUUGAGAUUUGUCAAAAGUAGCAACCCUUUGCCUUGAUGACAGCUUUUCACACUCUUGUCAUUCUCUCAACCAGCUUCAUGAGGAAGUCACCUGAAAUGCAUUUCAAUUAACAGGUGUGCCUUGAUAAAGUUAAUUUGUGGAAUUUAUUUCCUUCUUAAUGCGCUUGAGCCAAUCACUUGUGUUGUGACAAGGUCGGGGUGGUAUACAGAAGAUAGCCAAAUUUGGUAAAACACCAAGUCCAUAUUAUGGUAAGAACAGCUCAAAUAAGCAAAGAUGGACCAUAUUUACUUUAAGACACAAAGGUCAGUCAAUCCGGAAAAUGUCAAGAACUUUGAAUGUUUCUUUAAGUGCAGUCGCAAAAACCAUCAAGUGCUAUGAUGAAACUGGCUCUCAUGAGGACCGCCAUAGGAAAGGAAGACCCAGAGUUACCUCUGAUGCAGAGGAUAAGUUAAUUACAGUUACCAGCCGCAAAAAUCGGCAAUUAACUGCACCUCAGAUUGCAGCUCAAAUAAAUGCUUCACAGAGUUCAAGUAACAGACAUCUCAACAUCAACUGUUCAGAGGAGACUGUGUGAAUCAGGCAUUCAUGGUCAAACUGCUGCAAAGAAACCACUACUAAAGGACACCAGCUUGGGCCAAGAAACACAAGCAAUGGACAUAAGACCUUGGACAUCUGUCCUUUGGUCUGAUGAGUCCAAAUGUGAGAUUUUUGGUACCAACCGCUGUGUCUUUGUGAGACGCAGAGUAGGUGAACAGAUGAUCUCUGCAUGUGUGGUUCCCACCGUGACGCAUGGAGGACGAAGUGUGAUGGUGUGGGGGUGCUUUGCUGGUGACACUGAUUUAUUUAGAAUUCAAGGCACACUUAACUAGCAUGACUACAACAGCAUUCUUCAGCGAUACGCCAUCCCAUAUGGUUUCCGCUUAGUGGGACUAUCAUGUGUUUUUCAACAGGACAAUGAACCAACACACCUUCAGGCUGUGUAAAAGCUAAUUGACCAAUAAGGAGAGUGAUGGAGUGCUGCAUCAGAUGACCUGGCCUCCACAAUCACCCGACCUCAAACCAAUUGAGAUGGUUUGGGAUUUGUUGGACCGCAGAGUGAAGAAAAGCAGCCAACAAGUGCUCAGCAUAUGUGGGAACUCCUUCAAGACUGUUGGAAACGUAUUCCAGGUGACUACCUCAUGAAGCUGGUUGAGAGAAUACCAAUAGUGUGUAAAGCUGUCAAGGCAAAGGGUGUCAACUUUGAAAAAUAUAACAUAUUUUGAUUUGCUUAACACUUUUUGGUUACUACAUGAUUUCAUGUGUGUUAUUUCAUAGUUUUGAUGUCUUCACUAUUAUUCUACAAUGUAUAUAAUAGUAAAAAUAAAGAAAAACCCUUGAAUGAGUAGGUGUCCAAAAUUUUGAAAAUUGUGUGUGUAUCUAUAUAUAUCUAUAUAUCUAUAUAUAUAUAGUCCAUUUUAUUAUUUUCCCAUAACACUACCACCCCUCCCCUAAUUGGAUUCAACUAAUGGACAACAACACUUAGGCUUCUACUUCCAGCUUAUACAUACUGUACAAUUUAUGGACACAGUACAUUUUACUUAAGUUAUCUUGUUUUUUGUUAUGUUUAGUCCCACCCUUUAGCUCCUCUCAACCCCUCCCAUCUAUCUCUGAACACCAUCCAGUUUUGAUGUCUAUUUGCCAUAUAUUUUUCAGCUGUACUGUUUCACAAAAGUUUGGAACCUUUCUAUUGUCAUAGUUUCUACCGAUUGUAAAUUAAAUAUAAACAAUUUUGCUAAGA